AUGUCCGACUAUUCCUAUCCGAACAAAGGGCCACGGCUAGUCUCUUAUGAGAGACAUGGAAGUAGAAGCACAGAGUUCAACAAUAGACUUUCCGGUGCACAUGAAUCCUCCAAUCGCAUGUUAUCACCUGAGCAUCGUACGCAGCGAUCAUUCUCGUUUCAGAAGAAAGAUGACGCGCUUGUCAACCAGGGACGAUGCACAACUUGUAACAACUGUUUUAUAGCUGAGAACGAGAGUACUAGCAGUGGUGAAGAAGACGAUCCAGAGUUGCGUGAAUUAGAAGAGAGAGAUAAAAUCGUGAUGAAAUAUAAGCAGGUUCGAUAA
Angiostrongylus costaricensis is the source of this 324-nucleotide messenger RNA. The record is from the annotation of a GenBank genome assembly. Lineage: Eukaryota; Metazoa; Nematoda; Chromadorea; Rhabditida; Metastrongylidae.